AUGAAACCGGAAGACGAUCACGAAAGUUGCAAAGAAGCCGACAACGAUGUUGAGAAACAGGAAUUCUUCAUGAAACAAGCGCUCUUGAUGGGAGAAAAGGCUCUGGAAGUCGGAGAAACUCCCGUAGGCUGCGUUUUGGUCUUGGAUGGCAAGAUCAUUGGCUCUGGAAUGAAUGAUACCAACAGAUCAAUGAAUGGUACGAGACAUGCAGAGUUUCUGGCAAUUGCAGAAGCGCUUCAAACCUACCCAAAGUCGGUCUUUGCCCAGGUUGAUCUGUACGUGACUGUCGAGCCAUGUGUGAUGUGUGCGUCACUUCUACGACAAUACAACAUUCGCCAAGUUUACUUUGGGUGUGCCAACGACAGAUUCGGUGGUAAUGGGAGCGUAUUGUCAUUGCAUUCAGAUCCUGGUAUAGACCGGCCCUACCCUGCGACGGGAGGAUUAUUUCCAAAUGAAGCGAUUAUGUUGCUUCGAAGAUUCUAUGUUCAAGAGAACACAAAUGCACCUAACCCGCGACAAAAGAGUAAUCGGGAAUUGAAAAUGGAAUUUUAA
Molecule: messenger RNA, 552 nt
Organism: Talaromyces rugulosus
Lineage: Eukaryota; Fungi; Ascomycota; Eurotiomycetes; Eurotiales; Trichocomaceae
Exons: 5
Coding region: 1-552 (183 amino acids)
Biological process (GO): tRNA wobble adenosine to inosine editing
Cellular component (GO): nucleus; cytoplasm
Molecular function (GO): tRNA-specific adenosine-34 deaminase activity; zinc ion binding
Source: RefSeq, a predicted model, not a curated record